Messenger RNA from Diorhabda carinulata, 2511 nucleotides. RefSeq lists its product as uncharacterized. The transcript is spliced from 2 exons. The coding region runs from base 68 to 1255 and encodes 395 amino acids. The record is from RefSeq and is a predicted model, not a curated record. NCBI's taxonomy places the organism in Eukaryota, Metazoa, Arthropoda, Insecta, Coleoptera, Chrysomelidae.
UUAUUAAAACCCAGGUAAAAUUAACAGUCAUUUUGUUAUCAAAGUCUGUUAUCAUUAAUCAUUUAAAAUGACUGUGGAAAUAAAAAAAUUGGAUGCGUUAUUGGGAAAAUAUAUGGAACCAAAUGAAAAUAUAAAAACUACUAAUUACACGACAUUAACUGAAUUUGGUGAUAAUUAUGGGAGUAUUAUGUUGAAAUUGGAUGUGGUUAUAGAAAAUAAAACGAAGAAAGAAGAAAAAACAUUGAAUUUAGUAGCGAAAAUAUUACCAGGUACCGAAUUAUUUAGAAAAGUUUUCAACGUACAAAAAACAUUUUCGAACGAAUUCGCUUUCUAUGAUAAAGUCAUACCUACUUUGGAAGUUUUCCAAAAGGAAAUAGGAGUCGAAACCUUCGACCUAUUCCCUAUAUGUUACGGUACCAGGAAGAAUUUAUUGGGUAACGGUAAUGAUACUAUAGACGACGAUGCCGUUUUGUUAAUGGAAAAUUUGAAAACUCAAGGUUAUGUCAACGUGAACCGAAAAACUGGUUUCAACUUUCAAACAACGAAGCUUCUACUAACAGAUCUAGCGCGAUUCCACGGAGGAUUCUUAUCACUAAAAUUAUCAAAACCUGAUUUAUUCCAAAAGAAUGUUCAACCGUAUUGUCACGAUUUCGUACCCAUAGAAGACACGGUGAAAAUGCAAGUGAUAUUUAGGGAUAUUUUCGAGGAAAUUUGUAAAGAAAAUAAAAAUUAUUCAUCGUACAUUUCCAAGUUUGGAUAUUGGGGUGAUAAACCGAGACCUAAACCAAGGGAACCUUUUUCCACUGUGAUACACACCGAUCUAUGGGUUAAUAACAUGAUGCAUCUUUUCAAAGAUGACGUAGCUGUUAAAAACAAGAUAGUAGACUUCCAAUCGUACACUUACGGAUCUCCCGUAGCUGACAUAUUCUUCUUUUUGUGGACAAGCGUACAGAAAGAUGUUUUAGAACAACAUUUAGAUAUGUUAUUGGAGUUUUAUCAUAAAGAACUAGUACAAGUAUUGAGGAAUCACAAAUGCUACGUCGAUUUUAGUUAUAAACAAUUUCUAGAUGAAAUAGGAAUUGAAUCUGAUUAUGGUUUUUCGCACGCUAUGGCGUUUCUCAUGAUGUUAAAUAUUGACGAGAAACAAGAUGAAGAAUAUGACGCUAAAGCCAUUACUAGAAAAUUAUCCGCUUCUUUCAAAGAGAAAAUAUACUUCAUGCUUACCGAAUGUGAUAAAAGACAUUGGAUUCCUUAGAUAAAAAAAAGGAACGAGUUUUAGAUUAUGUUAUACAUUAUUGUGUUUAUAAAAUGUUAAUGAAUGAAUUUAAAAACUCUUCUUUUACCUUUUCAAGUAUCAUUAGAUGAUUCCCAUUCAUCUUUUAUCCAUUAUUCACAUUCUAUCUCCUAUUUUCUUCAUUUAGUUCCUGCUAGCACUUCAGCUUAUGUUUCUACUUUGUUAAUAAUAAUUUUCAAUGUAUAUUGAAUCGUGUAUUAAAAGAUUUUUAUAAAAAUCAAUUCCUUGGAAUGGAAUUCUCGAGGAGAGAUUUGAAAUGAGCUGGUUCUCAAUUUGUAUAUUCAUUUUCUAAUAAACUUGAUCCCAAUUCACUUGAUCGUUGUUUGAAGCUUCAACCAGUUCUGUAAUCAUCACAUCAUCAUCAUCUAGUUGUGCUCUAGUUGUUCUGUAACGGUCUUUAGCAAGUGAGAUCUCCGUGUUGGUGGAAAUCUUUUUCACUCAAUUACUUUAUUGGUUCAUCGAAUGUAUGUUCUUCUGACCGGCUGUCUUAAGCCAGCUGUGUUAAGGUUAGUUUCAACUCCAUUAAACAAGCAGGGAUUUAGGAUAUGAAGAGAUGAUUAAACUUACCAAUCUUCUGGUUAUUUCACAGAUCUGGUUGUAUUUGUGGGAGCUUAUUUGUUCAAUAUCGACACCUUUUUAAGAAAAUUUAUUCAAAUCAUCAACCGUUUUAUCGACAUUGUCGGUUGUUGUUAAUUUUGAAACUGUAACUUUGACAGAAGAAACUAAAAAUAUCUCGUUGAUUGUUUCUAUUGCAUCUUUUACAUUUAUCUACGUUCUUCUAUUUUAUCAUAUUGUUCAAGAUGUUUCUUUUCCAUUUUUAUAUAAACUUAAUCUUUAUCUUGAAUAAUGUUUCCCGUCAUAUCUUUGAAGGUUUUUACGAUUUUCUUUAAUACAGUUUGAAGCUGCUUUGGUUUCUACUAUUUUCGUUACUGUUUCUUAAUAUUUUCAAUGUUCUUUCCUAAUAUCCAUAAACAAUUAACGCAAUUCUAGUUUCCCCAAGUCUCAUUUCUUUAUUUUCCUUUCAUAUCACUCUUAUUUCUGAAGAAAUUUGAUUUGACUGAAAACAAUCUUCGUUUGAAUAUAAGUAAUUGAUAACUUAUGGUGUACACUGUAUUAUACUGAUGAUUUUUUUUGUGUGGAUGGAUGAAAAUCGAUUUUGUUAUUGUAACAACCAGUUUGUGAUAUGUUUCAAGAAUUUAAUAUAGUUUUUAAUAAAA